This is a messenger RNA of Chelonus insularis, 569 nucleotides long. Its product is annotated as ragulator complex protein LAMTOR4 homolog. Gene Ontology annotation, cellular component: lysosome; Ragulator complex. Gene Ontology annotation, molecular function: guanyl-nucleotide exchange factor activity. Lineage: Eukaryota; Metazoa; Arthropoda; Insecta; Hymenoptera; Braconidae. The transcript is spliced from 3 exons. Gene Ontology annotation, biological process: positive regulation of TOR signaling; cellular response to amino acid stimulus. The record is from RefSeq and is a predicted model, not a curated record. Bases 218 to 541 code for a protein of 107 amino acids.
CCAUGUUCUAUGUUCGAUUGUAUUCUUCGACUUUACUCCGAUUUAUUUAUUUUCGACAGCUGUUUGUGCCGCCAUUACUAUUGAUAGCCGAAGAUUAAUUUAAAACAUUUAUUCUUAAAUGUAAAAACCUGUUGGAAACGUGUUGUCUCGUUUUGCCUUUUUAACUACUGUUAUCGAAGUGAUAUAUUGAUAAUCAUUCUUGUUUAAACAAGACAAAAUGUUAUUAAUGGAACGAAUACCCGAUCAAAUUGGAUACUUAGUUUUGACAGGGGAUGGAGCAGUAUUAGCAUCUGGAGGUGAACUAGAAAAUAAUGAAAGAGUCGCAAAUGUUAUUAUGAGUCUGGUGACUUUAGAAAGUAAAAUAGAUGAUAAAACAUCAAAUAAUAAAUCUUUCAACAAAAUAUUAAUUAAAUAUCCAAACCAUUGUUACAUCGUUUGUUUAUCGAAUAAGAAAAUUCAUGUUAUAAAGAAAAAAACACAUUCUGCUGAAAGUCACACAAAUUCAAACGACCAGAAUCUUAUGGAUUUUCCUCCAAUUUAAAUAAAUGUAUUUAUUGAUAUAUUGAAAA